Messenger RNA from Acanthopagrus latus (yellowfin seabream), 13979 nucleotides. It is a transcript of the gene hmcn2, whose product is annotated as hemicentin 2. Gene Ontology annotation, cellular component: axon; neuronal cell body; plasma membrane. Gene Ontology annotation, biological process: synapse organization; homophilic cell-cell adhesion. NCBI's taxonomy places the organism in Eukaryota, Metazoa, Chordata, Actinopteri, Spariformes, Sparidae. The transcript is spliced from 81 exons. Bases 68 to 12670 code for a protein of 4200 amino acids. Gene Ontology annotation, molecular function: calcium ion binding; axon guidance receptor activity. The record is from RefSeq and is a predicted model, not a curated record.
UUUUCUCUCUUUUUUUUUAUGUGAUUCGCUUCAUUCCAGCAGACAGAUGCAGUAAAUCUAAAAUAAAAUGAGCGGCGUCUUAUUAAAGUGUCUCAUCCUGGCGCUCUGUGUCAGCGCGCACAGGCUCUUGGCAGUCCCCCGGGCUGAGGAGGAUGAUGGAUCCGGUGACAGCGCCUCGACUCUGGCCUUUGUGUUCGAUGUUACCGGCUCCAUGUACGACGAUCUGAAACAGGUGAUAGAGGGCGCCUCGCGGAUCCUGGAGAAGACCCUGAACCGGAGGACCAGACCCAUUAAAAACUUUGUCCUGGUCCCCUUCCAUGACCCAGAUAUCGGCCCUGUGUCCAUCACCACCGACCCCAAGAAGUUCCAACAGGAUCUGCAGGAGCUGUUUGUCCAGGGUGGGGGCGACUGUCCUGAGAUGAGUAUCGGAGCCAUCAAGAAAGCCUUGGAGGUUUCUCUGCCUGGAUCCUUUAUCUACGUCUUCACUGAUGCCAGAGCCAAAGACUACCGCCUGAAAAGAGAUGUUCUGCAGCUGGUGCAGCUCCGUCAGUCACAGGUGGUAUUUGUGUUGACCGGGGACUGUGGGGACCGCUCUCAGCCGGGCUACAGGGCUUAUGAGGAGAUCGCUGCCACCUCGUCUGGACAGAUCUUUCACCUGGACAAGCAGCAGGUCAACGAGGUUUUGAAGUGGGUGGAGGAGACGGUCCAGGCCAUGAAGGUCCACCUGCUGUCCUCCAACCACGAUGGAGGCCAGGAGAACAAGUGGGAAGUGCCCUUUGACCCCAGCCUUCGAGAGGUCACCGUGUCGCUCAGUGGACCAGGACCACAAAUUGAGCUCAGCGAUCCCUUCGGCCGUGUAGUUGGUGUAGAGCAGGGCCUUAAAGAGCUGUUGAACAUUCCAAACUCUGCUCGUGUCGUCAACCUGAAGUUCCCCAGGCCCGGGGCUUGGACACUGAAGACGAGCUGCAGUGGGCGCCAUACUCUGAGGGUCACAGGGGUCAGCAAUCUUGACUUCCGAGCCGGCUUUUCCAGUGUACCUGUUUCGGAGUUCAACCACACCAGAGAGAGGCCAAUAAAAGGACUUCCAGCUCAUGUUUUGCUGAAAUGCACGGGCCUGAAGCCACCCGGGCAGCUGAGCCACGUGGAGCUCAUGUCCGGCUCGGGUCGCUCCCUACGCACCAUCCCCGUCCCCAUGCCCUCUGACCUCGGCCAGCAAGGACUGUGGAGUCUCCCGGAGUUCCGCACCCCCUCCCAGAGCUUCUUCAUCAAGGUGACAGGCAAAGACGAGGAGGGCUACCGCUUCCAGAGGCUGUCCAGUGUCUCCUACACCAACAUCGUUCCAGAUCCCCCAGUUGUGAGCACGCCUGAUGUGGUGAAGGGCUUCUACAUGCAGCCAGCUGUGAUUGGCUGCUCAGUGGAGAGCGACAUUCCCUACAGGCUAAGAUUUACCAGAAAUGGGAUCACACUGGGAGAAGAGAGGUCCUUUCAGAACUCUGCCAUUGCAUCAUGGGAGAUUGCACACGCAUCAGCUGAGGAUGAAGGCCUGUACGAGUGCAUAGCACAGAGCAGCGCCGGACAGGGACGUGCCUUAACGGAGCUGACUGUUAGAGAGCCUCCUCCAGUCCUGAGGCGGGCAGUGAACGUGACUUCCUCUGUGGGAAGCGUGGCGGUGCUCUCCUGCCAGGUUGAAGGCUCUAUGCGGCAUAACUUGACCUGGAGCCGAGCGGGUCGUACUAUCCGGGCCCGCGCCGGGAGGGUCAAGGUACUCUCCGACUCAUCCCUGCAGAUCAGUGGGGUGCGGACUCAGGACGCUGGGGCGUACCACUGUGUGGCCACGAACACUCACGGAGACAGCAGAAUCACCGUGUGGCUUCUCGUCCCAGAGGCUCCUUCUGUGGUAGUUCACCCCCAGAGCCAGGCUUUCUCCCGGGGGGACGAGAUCCGCCUCGUCUGCUCUGCGUCCGGCUCCCCCCCUCCCCAGCUCUUCUGGAGCCAUGGAAACAUGUUCCUCACUAAUCGGCCGAGGUUGAGUCUAAAUCAAUAUGGAGUUCUGAACAUAAGAGGGGCCCUCCCAGAGGAUGCUGGGAACUACACAUGCUUGGCAACCAAUGAAGUUGGGACUGCCUCUCAGUCUGUGUCGCUGACCUUUGCAGAGGUGCCUAAAAUAACAGUGACACAGCAGGUCAUACUUGUGUCUGUUGGCGGUGACGCGACACUGGAGUGUCAAGCCACAGGCUCCCCACCUCCUCUUGUCCACUGGUUCAAAGGCGAGCUUGAGGUGGGCUCCGCUCCUUUCGUUGAGCAGGAUGUAAACCGCGGGACGCUUCACAUCCGGGGGGUUCAGGAGGUGGACGCCGGUCAGUACACCUGUGUGGCCAGCAGCCCUGUUGGAACCUCUGCCGGCACUGUCAGUCUGGAGGUUGGAGCGGGCCCAUUGUUCUCUGAGGCACCGGUCGACAUGACAGCCAACGUUGGGGAGAAUAUCACCCUCCACUGCGUUGCCCGGGGUUCCCCGCAGCCGACAGUGACCUGGCACAGACAGGACGGCAGACAGAUUCUUACGAGGACAGACAGCCACAGUCGAACAAUGCAGCUGGAAAAUGGACAUCUUCUAAUCCAGAGUGUCUGGCUGGAUGAUGAAGGACUGUACAUCUGCGAGGCCAAGAACCAGUUUGGAACCAUCAAAACUGAGGCCAGAGUUAGUGUCACUGGACUGGAGCCCCCUCUCUUGGCCCAAGGUGCUCCAGUCAUCACCACUGGCAUCGGUCAGUCUCUCAGUAUUCCCUGCAUGCUGCUGGAUGGAAUACCUCUUCCAGAGAGACACUGGUCCCGAAAUGGAAAACCUGUUCAGCUGACUGGGAGGAUGUUCGUGAGGAGUGAUGGCGGCUUGUACAUUGAGAGAGCCACCCCGGAGGAUGCUGGGACUUACGUUUGCACCGCGGUGAAUGUAGCAGGCUCCAUGAACAUCACAGUCAGCCUGGAGGUCCACAUGCCCCCUGAGAUCAACGCUGGUCCGUACCACUACAUAGCCAAUGAGGGCGUAGCCAUCACACUAUCAUGCGAGGCCAGCGGUGUUCCCAAGCCAAAAGUCGUCUGGUCCAAGGGGAGGCAGCCACUGCCCAGGGACCACUCCUCCCUUCAGUCUGAGCCUGAUGGAUACCUCCUCAUCCCCCACCCCACCACCGAGGAUGCAGGCAUCUACAUCUGCACUGCCACCAGUCCUGUGGGCUACGCCAGCCGAGAGGUCCAGCUCAGUGUCAACACCACGCCGAAAAUAAUGGGUGUGAGUGGCCAUGACAACACAGUGAAGAUGGCUGCGGAGGUUGGAACAGAGGUCGUUCUCCCGUGUGAGGCCGAGGGGAGUCCCUCUCCACUCCUCACGUGGAGCAGAAAUGGACAUCCCAUCCCCCCCGUCACAGCUGGGUUCACUGUUUUGCCUUCAGGCUCUCUGAGGAUCACUGAUGUGCGCCUGAUUGACAGUAAAAUGUACACCUGCACUGCAGAGAACCCAGCAGGCAAUGUGUCCCUGAGCUACAAUUUGCACAUUCAAGCUAAACCCAGAAUUCAGCCCGCACCUUCCCUCUUGAAAGCCCUGAUUGGCCAAACGGUGACUCUCCCAUGUGUGGUCCAAGGAGAACCAAGCCCCGAGGUCAGCUGGUUUCACAAUGGACUUCCUGUUGGAACCAAGAACACUACACCCCUCAGGAUUGAGAGGGUCAGCCUUGAUGACCAGGGCACCUAUCAGUGUGUGGCCAAGAACAGCGCCGGACAGGAGACCUUGGAGAUCAAGCUGGAAAUUCUUGAGGCCCCAUCCUUUGCAGAACCUGGGGAUGCCAUCAUGGAGAAAGUAGCAAGCAGCAAGGUCGUCAUCCCUUGUCCUGCGAAAGGUUCACCUCUUCCCAAGGUACGCUGGUUCAAGAAUGGCCUGGAGAUACACCCCGAACAAUCAGAGUUUUCUGUGGCGAGGGACGGAGCUCUCAUAAUUAGCACAGCGUCUGCCAGCCACAGCGGGGAUUUCAAGUGUGUGGCAACGAAUGAGGCAGGCUCUGUGGAGAGGAAGACGAGGCUGAAAGUAAACGUUCCCCCAGAGAUCCAAGAUGACGGCCAGCCUCUGAACCUUACUGUCACACUGAAGCAGCCUCUCACUCUGGGCUGCGAUGCCUUCGGGAUCCCCUCUCCAACAAUCACCUGGACCAAAGAUGGUCGUCCUGUGGACAGUCCUGGGGUGUACCUGCAGAAUGGGAACAGGAUGCUGAGAAUCUACAGAGUUCAGCCAGAACAUGCAGGAAGAUUUUCCUGCACAGCUCAAAACUCAGCUGGAGAGGCCCGGAGAGAAUAUAACAUUGUGGUGCAAGCUCCGCCAGUGAUCUCAGGAACAUCCCGACUACAGGAGCUAACUGUGGCGCUGGGCCAGGAGGUGGGGUUUCAGUGCCGGGUUAGCGGACGACCAGCACCCAGAGUGGAAUGGAGCCGCGAUGGAGAAGUUCUGUCCCGUGAUGGAGACCCACAUGUGGAGUUUCUGGAAGAUGGCCAGGUGCUGAAGGUUAAGUCAGUCAGACUGAGGGACCAGGGGCUUUACCAGUGUCUGGCCCGUAACAACGCAGGAACUCAGAUGCGCCAGUUCAGACUCACAGUGCAAGCUCCUCCGGCCAUCAAGGGCCCUACUGAGACCUCAGAGGUGUCAGUGGUGCUCGGCUUCCCCACAGUGCUCCCCUGUGAUGUUGAGGGCUCACCCACACCCAGUAUCACCUGGUUAAAGGACAACCAGCCCAUCGUGUCCAGUCCCCAGCUGACAUACACCCGGGGUGGACAGGCCCUGCGACUGGGCUCAGCUCAGGGAGAAAGCACUGGCCUCUACACCUGCAGGGCCACAAAUCCAGCCGGCACUGCCACCAAACAUUAUUCUCUGAGUGUGCUGGUCCCACCACAGAUAGAAGGCGAUUCUACGUCUUUAUCGUUUGGUGGUCAGGAGGAGAAAGUUCGGAUCAACGGGAGUUUAACUCUCUCCUGCCUGAGCAAAGGUUUCCCCGAGCCUAAGGUUAAUUGGUUCAAAGACGGACAGCUGCUGACUGGAACCCUUCAUGCUGGCAUUAAGGAGAGUGGCCAUGUCCUCAAUAUUGACAACGCCAUGCUGUCCCAUGAGGGGCAGUACACCUGUGUGGUCACCAACUCUGCAGGAGAGGACAAGAGAGACUUCCGUGUCACCAUUCAGGUUCCUCCGGUCUUUCACCGGGUGACCAACAGAGAAGCAGCCUGGGGUCUGGGACAUGAGGGUGAUGACAAAGAGGACAUGACGGAGAAGCGCGAGGUGGUCUUGGGCCAUCCAGUCAGCCUCUCCUGUGAGAGUAACGCCAUCCCUCCACCGAAGCUCAGCUGGUACAAGGAUGGACGAAAACUCACCUCUGCCGAUGGUGUGGUACUACGUCCAGGUGGACAGGUGCUACAAAUCACCCGAGUACAGAGGGAAGAUGCUGGAAAGUACACAUGCCAGGCCGUUAAUGAAGCUGGAGAAGACCGCAUGCACUUUGAACUGGAGAUCCUGGUCCCACCUGUUAUUAUGGGAGCAUCAGAGGAGUUCAUGGAGGAAAUGGGAGCAGUGGUCAACAGCACCGUGGUCCUCCACUGUGACGCGACUGGACACCCGGCUCCUGUCAUCUCCUGGCUGAGAGAUGGGCAGGCGGUGCACGCAGACUCACAGCACCACAUCAGCGAGGAUGGGACUCAGCUCCAGCUCCUCAGUGUGCAGGUUUCAGACAUGGCUGGGUAUUCGUGUGCAGCUGAGAACAAGGUUGGAACAGUGGAGAAGCACUUCAGUCUAACAGUGCAAGUGCCUCCGAGGAUAAUUGGCCACAAAGAGGAGGAGGUUAGUGUGAUCGAGGGCGACAUGGUGUCUCUGCUGUGUGACGUCCAAGCGUACCCUCCUCCAGAGAUCACAUGGACCAGAGACGGCCAACUACUCCACUUCAGCACGGGCAUCCACAUUCUGCCAGGAGGCCAGAUGCUGCAGUUGCCCCGGGCGGGACUAGAAGAUGCAGGGCAAUAUGUAUGUACAGCCACCAACUCUGCAGGCCAGGACCAGAAGAGUAUUCUCCUCAGUGUUUAUGUCCUGCCCACCCUGAAGCCCCGUCUGGAUGCUGAGUCAGACUCGGUCACCCCGCAAGUCGGCUCCUCCGUCACCCUGAGAUGUGAAGCCCAGGGCGUUCCUGAGCCCGAGGUCACAUGGUACAAGAAUGGGCUACAACUGGCUGCAGGGAACGGACUGAAGAUAAAUCGUCACCAACUGGAGAUCAUAGGAGUUCAGUUGGCAGAUGGUGGCACCUACACCUGCAAGGUAUCUAAUGUAGCUGGGCAGGUGGACAGGACAUUCAGACUCACGGUUCAUGUUCCACCUGUCCUGGACGGGUCGCUCCGGGAGUCUUUGAACUACACCCUGGGCUCCCAUGUGGCCCUGCUGUGUGAGGCCUCAGGGUUCCCUAUGCCGAGCAUCACCUGGCUCAAGGAUGGAACUCCUAUCGAGAGCAGUCUGCAGUGGCAGUGGUCCAUCCGAGGGAACAGGCUGGAGCUCGGGCCCCUCACUCUGUCUCAUGCUGGGACAUACACCUGUGUAGCCAAGAACAGUGAGGGACAAACACAGAAAGACUACACCCUCACAGUGCAGGUAUCGCCUACCAUCCUGGACUCUGAACACCCGUCUGAUGUGAGUGCACCCCUGGGAGAGGAGCUGACCCUGGUGUGCAGAGCAACUGGAAUCCCCACACCACGCCUCAGCUGGCUGAAAGAUGGGGUGACUUUAGAGGGAUCAGACAGCCGCCACGUCGCUGUGACCCCUGAUGGCAGCACACUAACAUUGCUGAGGCUGAGCCCUGAGGAUUCUGGGACAUACACCUGUUUGGCUGUGAGCCCUGCGGGACAGGAGAGCAAAAUCUACACCCUCUUUGUACUCGUCCCACCCGUUAUCUCUGGCGAGACGACUGUCCCCAGAGAGGUGCAGGUCACACAGGACAGCGCUGUGACUCUGGAGUGUCAGGCAGCAGGAAACCCUCCUCCUCAGAUCAGCUGGCUGAAGAACGGACGCCCUCUGCUUCUCUCCCCUCGUACUCGCCUCCUCUCUGGUGACUCUGUGCUGAGGAUUUCUCCCGUGCAGCUGUCUGACUCUGGAGUCUACACAUGUGUGGCACGCAGUCGAGCUGGUCUGGCCGAGCUCAGCUAUGAUGUCCAGGUCCAAGUGCCCCCAGGUGUGGAUCAUGUUGAACCAGUAGAGCCAGUCACAGUAGUCCAGGGCUCCUUGGUGACAUUAACCUGUGAAGCUCGGGGUGUCCCCCCUCCAACUCUGACUUGGAUAAAGGAUGGCCAGCCGCUGUCCCUUCACCGCAACCUGCUGCUCGAUGGACAAGAGACACGUCUGCAGCUGCCUGAUGUGGCGCCUUCAGACGCUGGCCUCUACAGUUGUGUGGCCAGCAACCAGGCUGGAAGCAGCACCAAGAGCUUUAACCUCACCGUGCUCGAGCCUCCAAAGAUCUCUAGCACCAGCUCUCCAGAGGAGCUGACCAUAGCACUUAACAGCCCUCUGGAGCUGGAGUGCUCCGCUGUGGGAGUCCCGCCUCCCAGCCUCAGCUGGCUCAAAGAUGGACGCCCCCUGGAAGCAGCUGACAUUGUUCAGCAGGAUGGACACUUUGUCAGGAUUAGCAAAGUUCAGGUGGAGGAUGCAGGCCUGUACACCUGCUUGGCCAGCAGCCUGGCUGGAGAGGAUGGAAAGAACCACUGGGUCCGAGUCCAAGUCCCACCAACCCUCCUCGGCUCUGGAGAUGUGAGGACACUCACAGUGCCAGUUAACGGACAUCUGACCUUGGAGUGCCUGGCUGACAGCGAUCCGGCUCCAGAAAUAGAGUGGUACAAGGAUGAGUCCAAACUUCAGCUGGGAGGUCGUAUACAGAGGCUGGCAGGGGGUCAGUACCUCGAGAUACAGGAAGUCAGGCCUGAGGACAGCGGCCAGUACAGCUGUGUGGUCACCAACAUCGCUGGAAGCACCAGUCUGUUUUUCACAGUGGAGAUUCUCUUGCCACCAGUCAUAAAGGAGGGCAGUUCGAUGGUGACCGCAAAUAUUGGCCAGGAUGCAGUUUUACCUUGUGAAGUAGAAGGCGACUCUUCAGCUACGGUCAUGUGGAGAAAAGAUGGCUUCCCCCUAACUCAAGAUAAGAAGAAGUACACUCAGCUGUCAGAGGGCUCUUUGCGUGUCUACGGGGUUCAGUUGAACGAUGCUGGUCGUUACUACUGCACUGUGUCGAACCAGGCUGGCUCAGAUCACCGGGGAGUCGAUCUACGCGUGUUCGUGGGUCCGUCAAUCGGCCCGGGUCCAUCCAACUUGACAGUCACCACGGGGAUCAGAGCUGCACUGAGCUGUGAGACUUCUGGUAUUCCCCCACCCAAAGUAUCCUGGAAGAAGAAUGGCACUCCACUUGAUGUCAGCCAGCAGCCCGCCGCAUACAGGUUACUGUCGUCUGGGUCUCUUAUCCUUUUGUCUCCGUCCACUGACGACGAAGGUUACUUUGAGUGCACGGCUGUCAAUGAUGUCGGGGAGGAGCGCAGGGUCAUUGAGGUCAUCCUGCAAGUCCCUCCAUCUAUUGAAGACGAUGUCUCGACAGUCACAGCUGUGAAAAUGUCUCCUGUGGUGUUGCCUUGUCACGUACAAGGACGUCCUCAGCCCACUGUCACAUGGACCAAGGGUGGAGCCCAACUGGGCCCCAGAGGAGGAAGUUAUCGUGUCCUUCCCACCGGAGUGUUGGAGAUAACUGCUGCUGUUCCAAGCCAUGCCGGCAGGUACACAUGUUCAGCCCGCAACCCAGCUGGAGUGGCUCACAAACACAUCUCUCUCACUGUCCAAGAACCCCCAGAGAUCAGGCCAAUGGCAGAGGAAGUACAAGUGGUGUUGCAUCAUGGGACUCUUCUACCCUGUGAGGUUCAGGGCCUCCCACGACCAUCUAUCACCUGGCAAAGAGAGGGAGUUCCCAUUGCAACAGGUCACAGGCUUGCUGUGCUCUCAAAUGGAGCUCUGAAGUUUUCUCGUGUCACACUCGGCGAUGCGGGGACCUACCAGUGCCUGGCAAAGAAUGAUGCUGGUGUAGCUGUGGGCAGGACCAAGCUAGUCCUUCAAGUCCCGCCCGUGCUGAGCGUCCCUCGCGUUGAGUACACGGCAGUGCUCGGCCAGCCAGUCAGCCUGGAGUGUGUGGCUGAUGGGCAGCCCCAUCCUGAAGUCACUUGGCAGAAAGAGAGGAGGCCGGUGGUUGAAGGUGCUCAUAUUCGCAUCUUUGCCAAUGGAACCUUGGCUGUUACUUCUACCCAGCGAAGUGACGCAGGCCUGUACACAUGCACUGCCAAAAACCUCGCCGGCAGAGCCAGCCACGACAUGAGGCUGGUUAUUCAAGUCCCGCCCAUGAUCCCUCCGGCACAGACGGAGCUGUCAGUCAUUCAAGGAUUUCAAGCACUUCUGCCCUGUGCUGCUCAGGGUUCACCCGAGCCCAGAGUAUCAUGGGAGAAGGAUGGUGUCACUGUCCCCAGCCUUCCAGGCAAAUUCACCGUCCUACGGUCAGGAGAGCUGAUCAUCGAGAGAGCUGAGCCUGGUGAUGCAGGUGUGUUCACUUGUGUGGCUACCAAUGCAGCGGGCUCUGUGAGACAAGACAUCCGGCUGUCCAUCAACAUGAGGCCCGCCUUCAAGGAGAUGCCCACUGAUGUAACCCUGAACAAAGGGCAGAGUCUGGCCCUGUCCUGCCACGCUCAGGGAACUCCACCUCCUGUCAUCUCCUGGACCGUCAACAACAGUCCUUACACAGGUUCCACCAUAGAUGAGGCCGGCAGGAGCUCCAUGGUCAUUGAGAACGUGACGAUGAGUGAUGCUGGGACCUAUGUGUGCAUAGCAGAGAACAGCGUGGGCUCCAUCCGAGCGCUCUCAUUCGUCCGUAUCAGAGAGCCUCCGGUGUUGAAGGGUGAAGCCCACAUGUCUCAGACGGUCACCCAGGGGAGCUCAGCUGUGCUUGACUGUCCGGUCCAUGGGGACCCCAGCCCCGUCCUCCGCUGGCUCCGGGAUGGAAAACCGCUGCUCCGCUCCCUCCGAAUGCAAGCGCUUCACAACGGGUCCUUGGUCAUUUACAGCAUCACUGCAGCAGAUGAAGGAGAGUAUCAGUGUGUGGCUGAGAGUGAAGCUGGAACAGCUGAGAGGACCAUCACUCUCAGGGUUCAAGUCAAUGGAGGCUACUCUAACUGGGAGGAAUGGGCUCCAUGCAGUAGCACCUGUGGACAAGGCUUCCAAGAACGAAUCAGAUUAUGCAACAACCCAAAACCAGCCAAUGGCGGCCGAUCAUGCAGCGGUCCCAGUAUCGACUCCAGGAAAUGUCAAGCUGGCCUCUGCCCGGGAGAGACUCCUCGUAAGACCAGAGGCAGUCUGAUCGGCAUGGUGAACGAGAGGGAGUUUGGUGUGUCCUUCCUGGAGGCCAACAUUACCGACAGUGAGGAUGAGGGGAGCAGCACUCUGCAGGCCCGUCUGGACAACAUCCCUCCCAGUGUGGGUCCCUUGCUGCGGGUGCUGGUGUCUGUUUUUGCCCCCAUCUACUGGACCACUGUAUUGCAGAGUGGAGAAGCCAGAAAUGGCUACUCCUUCACUCAGGGCCAGUUCAGACAGGAGUCUCAGCUGGAGUUUGAGACUGGGGAGCUCCUUCGUUUGACCCACAUUGCCAGGGGUGUGGAUUCUGAGGGAGUUUUACUAAUCGACAUUGUAAUUAACGGAUUUGUGCCUCCCUCAUUAUCGUCAUCUCAUCUUAGCCUACAGGAGUUCGAUGAGUCAUACGUGCAGACGGGCCAAGGGCAGCUGUACUCAUGGUCAUCACAGACCCACCAGAGAGGAGGAAACCCCAUGGUGCUGCGCUGCAAUCACACCAUUAUUUAUGAGGGCCAGGAGGAGCGCCAGGGCCCAGCUCUCCAGCUGCUCAAGGUCUCCGGAAUGAACAGCGUCUACAACAUGUUUACUCUCACUUUGGACUUCCACAUCACCAGCAGCCUUCUCAUACCAGAUGGUUAUGAAGACACAUGCCCUAAAGGUUUCAUUCUUGACACAGCCUCCUACUGCGCUGAUGAAGAUGAGUGUGCGCUCCAGUCUCCCUGCUCUCACUCAUGUAACAACAUCAUGGGAGGCUUUUCAUGUGCCUGUCCCUCCGGCUUCACCAUCUCUUCAGAGACCAACACAUGCCAAGAUAUCGAUGAAUGUUCCCAGGGCUCGCACAUGUGUCACUACAACCAGCAGUGUGUCAACACAGUGGGCACGUAUCGCUGCCAGGCCAAGUGUGGACCAGGAUUUAAGCCCAGCAUCACAGGAUCCAGCUGUGAAGAUGUGGAUGAGUGCCAAGAGUCUGCUCUCUCCCCAUGUCAGCAUCAGUGUCUCAACACUCUGGGAUCCUUCCGCUGUAUCUGCCACCCUGGUUACCAGCUGUCAGGACAUCGCUGCAUCGACAUCAAUGAGUGCAUGAGAAAUGUCUGCCCGGCGAACAAGGAGUGCCGUAACACGGAGGGAGGAUACCAGUGUUUCGACAGCUGCCCAGCUGGCAUGACCAAAGCAGAGAGUGGAGCCUGUGUGGAUAUUGACGAGUGCCAGGAUGGAAGUCACAUGUGCCGUUACACUCAGAUCUGUCAGAACACAGUUGGAGGUUAUGGCUGUGUGUGUCCCAGAGGGUACAGAACUCAGGGAGUUGGCCUCCCGUGUCUGGACAUUGACGAGUGCCUGCAGACACCAAACCCCUGUGCCUAUCAGUGUCGUAAUGUCCCCGGCAGCUUCAGGUGCCAGUGCCCUCCUGGUACUGUGCUGCUGGGAGACGGGCGCUCCUGUGCCGGCCUGGAGAGAGGGCAGACCUUCAGCAACGGCACCCGAGUCCGGGCAAGGCUUCGUCCACAGCUGGUGUCAUCUCUUGGCAGGCCAAUCCUUUCCCGUUCUCAAGGAGUGUCUCGCAUAACCAGACAGAGCUGUCCAACAGGCUACACCAACAGAGACGGCACGUGUGUCGAUGUAGACGAGUGUCUGCUCAGGAAGCCGUGUCAACACGAGUGCAGAAACACCAUUGGCAGUUUUCAGUGCCUGUGUCCUCCUGGUUACAAGCUUUUACCCAACGGCAGGAGCUGUAAAGACAUUGACGAAUGCGUAGAGCAGGGAAUCCAGUGUGGACAUAAUCAGAUGUGUUUUAACACCCGAGGAGGAUACCAAUGCCUGGACACACCCUGCCCUGCGUCUUACCAGAGUGGAAGAAGCCCAGGGACCUGCUACAGACCUUGCUCUCUAGACUGCGCCGCUGGAGGUUCUCCUCUGCUCCUGCAGUACAAGCUGCUCACUCUCCCCUCUGGCAUUCCAGCCAAUCACAACGUGGUACGACUGUCUGCUUUCUCAGAGUCAGGCAUCCUGCAAGAGCGUACGUCUUUCACCAUACUGGAGCAAGAGUCAGAGACGGGUGUGAUGGGCCGGGUGUUCGGCAUCAGAGACGAGUCAGGCAGGGGGAUCAUCUUCACGCUGCGGCCUCUGGACCGACCCGGGCUAGUGCGCCUUAAGGUGCAGGCCACCACCAUCUCACUGCAGGGCCGCAUCACAUACCAGAGCAUUUUCAUCAUCUAUAUCUCCGUCUCAACGUACCCCUACUGAGCCUCUGCUGCUUUACUAAUGACUCUGACUCCCAGUGGCCUCUUGAUGCCUCUUAAACCAAAACCUGCCUCGGACACAUUAGGCCAUGCAAAGACACUAAUAUACAAGAUGAGGUGCACAUGGUUGGUAAGUGGAUCUGAAGAUAUAUAACCCCAGAGGUGACUGAAAUGUCAUGGUGGACGAAGUCCUGUGAGUGAAAAGACCUUUUUGUCUAUCUAAAAUGUUGACUAAGUUCUGUUGAAUUAAUGAUGAAACAGAACCUACUCUAUAGCAGACGUCUGAACUGACAAACAUGCUGGAAGACAAAGCAUUUUGUUCAUUUAUUCACCACAUGCCCUAUGAGUGCAUCUUUCUAAUCAAUAUCUAAAAAUGCCGAAUGUAAAAAAGUGUCAUUUCAACCGAGCACUGAAGUUUAGUUUUAGUGUCCAUCAGGAAUUGCCAGAAUGUUUGAUGUUUCAUAUCUAUCAUUUUUAUUUGUAUUUGUUGUUUAAAGUGUUAUCUAAUUAUUGGACAGAGUUAUUGUCAUGUGUUUGCAGCCUGCACUUGGACAUACAAGUCUUUCAACAGUUCUGAAAUGUUUUCCCCUAUUAUUUUAAUUUAUUGAAGUCAUUUGAACACAUCAUUGGUUCAAAAAAUGAAUUCAUAAGGAUCUACUCGCGUUGUAAUUAAAAACCUUUUAAUGGCACAUUGUAGCCAUGUAGCUAGCAACAGUGUUCUAUCUAUCAUAUGUGUUUUUGUACUCUUUUAUAACAUUUUUUAUCAUGUGAGAAAGUUUAAAGGUGCUAUUCUGAAUGUAUUCAAGUGUUUUGUGUCAGAACCGCUGACUUCACUGUUGGUGUUUCAAGGACAACCGGCAGGUCAUGAAGGCACAGUUCCCUAAAAAAAGAAAAUUGUCUAACCCACCCUGGUACCAAUGGCAAGUCAGUUUAUAUUUUUUUAGUCCACAAACAUUUCCUAAACAACUGAAGUGUGAUGAGAUCCAAGUCUCUGGAACCACUAUGCUGCCAAACUCAUUUGAAAAGAUGUUAUUUAAACCCAACUAAAAGCUUGUGCACCCACUUCGGACAGGGUAUACAAGCUCAUCUGCACCUCAAGAGUGUGAAUGAUGUAAAUUUGACAUUUGUUUAACGUGUAGUUUUUUGGAGGUUGUUUUUGGAACAGUGUCAUCAAUGUACAACUCUUAAAAGUUAUCCAAACACCAUAAAAUUGCAGUUGAAGUGUUCUCUGCUCUUGCAGGUUAAACAAAUAUUUUCCUGUUGUCAUAAUAAGUUGUCAAAUAUUUGUAGAAAUAAAAUGGACAACACUUUUA